Molecule: messenger RNA, 1599 nt
Organism: Cylas formicarius (sweet potato weevil)
Lineage: Eukaryota; Metazoa; Arthropoda; Insecta; Coleoptera; Brentidae
Product: protein prune homolog 2
Exons: 6
Coding region: 133-1377 (414 amino acids)
Cellular component (GO): cytoplasm
Source: RefSeq, a predicted model, not a curated record
GUCACCAUCGCACUUUGUUUACAUUUUUUAAACAAGAAACCUGAAUCUGCAACACAAUGCUCGAAUAAUUUUUUUUGUCGGAGGAAUUCGCGAAUCUCAUUUUCAGAUAUUUAAUCGUAUAAAAUAACAAUUAUGGAAAAACAGCAAAAUACCACAAGUACUGCAGACUCAUAUUCAGAAGAAAAUACCCUUAACUCGAACAUUCCGAAAGACCUGCGAUUAAAAGAAGACGCCACUAUUUCACAUCCUUUGAUGUAUUCUCCCGUGUUUCCCGAUUUAAUUCCAGAAAAAGCAAAAUCGAAAUACAAAGAUACGAAAUUCAAACCGCCAGCGCACAGCAGCCCAUUGGAGAACAACAUAGUAGUUUCCGUCGAUUCGCUAGAAAGGCAGUUAAAUAUGCCGAUUUUAGAAUACAACGAGAAGUUACCUGAGUUUCCCAGAAGUCCUUCUGAUUUAAAAAAGUUGCUAAUGUACGAGUUGCCAGUGGAAGCGUCCCACGAUCCUCCUAGCGACACGGAGAAUGAUAAAUCGAUUUAUGAAGCUCACUUAAGUUCCAAUCUUCAAAAUGUUUCCUUGACUAUGAAUGAAAAGGAAGGAAAUUUAAAUUUUCUGUCUCACAAUGCGCGAAGUAACAAACUCAGAAGAAUUAAAGUGCCCGAGACUCAACAAAGCGAUGAUAGUGACCUGUCGUCGCUCGAUAGCAAUUCAGGUGAAGAGAGCCUUAAAUCAGAUAUCUUAGAUGAGCGUGAAGCCAGAACUAAGGUCGAAACCGAUGAAGAUAACAACACGUCUGAACCAAUAGAGCCACUGAGUGCGGCGGAAGAAAGAAGACACGCUCGAAAUUGGCAGAGGAUGAUCCUACCGGGUGGGGAACAUCGUACCAUAGACAUGCGAGUCAUUGAGCCAUACAAACGCGUCCUGUCUCACGGCGGGUAUCUUAGGGCCGGAGGCCACACGGCGAUAGUGUUGUUUGCAUCCUGUCACUUACCAGACAAAUCAAGGAUCGAUUACGAUUAUGUUAUGGAUAAUUUGUUCCUAUAUGUGCUGUGGACUCUGGAACGUUUGGUCACUGACGAUUACGUAUUGGUGUACCUGCACGGUGCUAGUACCAAACUACCUUCGUUCUCGUGGUUGAAAAGAUGUUACCAAAUGGUCGGUAGACGACUUAGGAAGAACCUAAGUCACCUGUACAUCGUGCAUCCGACGUUGUGGAUCAAAACGAUCCUCUACAUGUCGAAACCUUUUAUCAGCUCGAAGUUCUAUAGAAAAGUCUCCUUCAUAGCGAACCUCAGGGAACUCUUAGCCCGAGUGCCUUUAGAAGCGGCCGCCAUUCCGGAAAAGGUUAGGGCCUACGAUAGUCUACAUUGCACGAGCUAAUUUGAAUCGCGAAGUAUUAGUAGAAGGCGGUACCCAGUUAGAGUUAAUUAAGAGUACUUAAAAAAUAAUAACUAAAACAUAAUUCGGCCUAGUACAAGUGUUUACGACAACGAAUUGUUUCCUAGUGAUGGGUAGUUCUCAUUCCUAUUAAUUUAUUGUUAUUUAUUUAAUGGUGAUUUGCAUUCCUAUUUUUUUUAUCCAAUUUUUUGUAAAUACAUUCAC